AUGCCCAACACCCACCGCCACGCCCUCCAAAUCGUCCCCCGACGGCAGGAAGACAUUGAUGAAAUCUUCGAAGCUAUAGAAACCAAUAACUUCGACAGUCCCAUCUUCGGGGAAGCAGGUGCGGUAUACCACGACAAACUAACACGUCGACUCAUGCCUAGGACACCAAUGUUUCAGCAUUACAACAUCAUUCCUGAGGUGCCGCACCCAAGGACUGUAGCUGCUCCGAACGAUAGACUGCAAACACCUGAUACGCCGACACCUAAGCCAAAGCCUAAGCGUAAGCCUAGGAAGAGGAAGCGCGAUCAGACGCCGCAGGAGCCGGUUGACCAGGAGGAGGUAGUGGUAAAGCAAGAGCCGGUGGAGAAGAAGCAGAAGGGUGUGAAGGUAGAAGAUACCGCGUAG
Molecule: messenger RNA, 405 nt
Organism: Alternaria viburni
Lineage: Eukaryota; Fungi; Ascomycota; Dothideomycetes; Pleosporales; Pleosporaceae
Exons: 2
Coding region: 1-405 (134 amino acids)
Source: RefSeq, a predicted model, not a curated record